AAAACAUGCCUAUAUAUUAAAAGGGUUAAAAAUGAAGGUAGAAAUGAGAAUGAAUGAGCUAUAUUAAUUGACAGAGGAGGAAGAGGUGAAAGGAUCCAAAAGCGACAGUGGAUGCUGGGGGAGAUGAAGACACCCUUCUCACCAUCUCCAUCUCCAUCUCCAUCGUCUCUUCUAAAGAACAAGGCUCGCUUCUCUCCCUACCUCGUCACCCUCCUAGUCUUCAUUUUCUUGGUCUCUAUACUCUAUGGCGAGGACUUCAUCUGCAUCUUCGGCCAACAGCUUCAACUCUACUCCAACCCUCACGCCUUCUUCUCCUCGCCCGAGAGAGUGAAAAGGCAAAAGCUUCCGUUUGCGAUAGGGAAAACAGAGGAAGGGUGCGACGUGUUCAGUGGGAGGUGGGUACGGGACGAGCUGAACCGCCCUCUCUAUGAGGAGUCGGAAUGUCCGUACAUACAGCCUCAAUUGACCUGUCAGGCACACGGACGCCCCGACAAGGAUUAUCAGUUUUGGAGGUGGCAGCCUCACGGCUGCGAUCUUCCCAAAUUCAAUGCGAGUUUGAUGCUGGAAACGCUUCGCGGGAAGAGGAUGAUGUUCGUCGGAGAUUCUUUGAACAGGGGUAUGUAUGUCUCUCUCGUCUGCCUUCUCCAUCGGCUCAUCCCCCAAGAUGCCAAGUCCAUGGAAACCUUUGAUUCCCUUACCGUCUUCACCGCCAAGGAAUACAAUGCCACCAUAGAGUUCUACUGGGCGCCAUUCCUUCUGGAAUCUAACGCCGAUAACGCCGUCGUCCACAGAAUAUCCGACAGGGUCGUGAGAAAGGGUUCAAUCAACAAGCAUGGUCGGAAUUGGAAAGGCGUGGACAUUUUGGUGUUGAACACCUAUCUGUGGUGGAUGACUGGCCUGAAGAUGAAGAUCUUGCUCGGAUCAUUUGAGGACGAGGCGAAAGAGAUAGUGGAGGUGUCAACAGAGGAUGCGUACCGGAUGGCGAUGAAGAGCAUGCUGAGAUGGGUGAGGCUGAACAUGGACCCAAAGAAGACGAGAGUGUUCUUCACCAGCAUGUCUCCGUCUCAUGGAAAGAGCAUAGACUGGGGAGGGAAGGAGGGAGGGAACUGCUACAACGAGACGAAGAUGAUAGAGAACGCCACGUACUGGGGAUCAGACUGCAGGAGGAGCGUGAUGGGAGUGAUAGGGGAGGUGCUGAGGAAGACCAAAGUGCCCAUCACCUUCCUCAACAUAACGCAGCUGUCCAGUUACAGGAAAGACGCCCACACCUCCAUAUACAAGAAGCAGUGGAGCCCCCUCACGGCGGAGCAGUUGGCCAACCCCGCCAGCUACGCAGAUUGCGUCCACUGGUGUCUCCCCGGCCUUCAGGACACUUGGAACGAGCUCCUUUUUGCCAAGCUCUUUUAUCCCUGAUGUAAUCCCAAACACAUUACUGAAUCUGAUUGUGCGAAUUUAAGCCGAGCCUGAACCCGAAUGAAUCCAAAGGGCCCAUUCGUCCCAAGGAGUUAUUCAUUUUGAGCCCAACUGAAGCCCAAGGCAGCCCACCUUUGUCGCGCUUCCCCCAUCAAAUGGGA
This is a messenger RNA of Neltuma alba, 1574 nucleotides long. Its product is annotated as protein trichome birefringence-like 33. The coding region runs from base 112 to 1413 and encodes 433 amino acids. Gene Ontology annotation, cellular component: Golgi apparatus. The transcript has 6 exons. The record is from RefSeq and is a predicted model, not a curated record. Gene Ontology annotation, molecular function: O-acetyltransferase activity. NCBI's taxonomy places the organism in Eukaryota, Viridiplantae, Streptophyta, Magnoliopsida, Fabales, Fabaceae.